AUGUUGCGGAGAAUCUCUACACAGUUCAAGCGGAACAAGGACGGCAAUGGCGACACCGAGCCCAAGGCUGAGAAGCAAAACAAGCGCUUCUCCAAGGUCUCGCCUACGCGCAAGUCUUCUGCCAAGGAGGAGCCCGCCGAGGUUCACCAGGUGAAGCGCGCCGAGGUUGUCGCGGUGUUCGAGAAGUAUGCACAGGCUAUUCACGCUUCGCGCGAACCUUUGCCCAACCAAACUGGCGAUGGCACAUACCUUAAGCACGACCAGUCCAGUGGACUCAUUGAUGACAUUAAGACCCUCGGUUUCCGCGAUGUCAACACCGUCAAGGAUUUGAUUGCGAACAAGGCUUCCGGUGAAUUGAUUGACGACAAGACCUACCUUAUGGAGCGCAUUAUUCAGCUUGUCGCAGACCUGCCCGGCCACUCUCCCAGACGUGUCGAGCUCACUAACACAUUCCUUGACGAGCUGUGGACCUCUUUGCCGCAUCCCCCACUCUCUUACAUGGGUGAUGAUUACAAGUACCGCACUGCUGAUGGUUCCAACAACAACCCCACACUCCCUUGGUUGGGUGCCGCCAACACCCCCUACUGCCGCACCAUUCCUCCUCUUGCAAUCCAGCCCAGUGGGUUGCCUGAUGCCGGUUUGGUCUUCGACAGCUUUAUGUUCUUCAACUGGGCAUCUCUGGUUAUUCACGACCGACUACCGUCAACCACACCUGAACAAGACCUCCGCUUACCUAGAUCUCUCUAUUCUUAUGGUGAUGUCAAGGAACAGCAGGAUCAAAUCCGUUCCCACAAGGACGGUAAGCUCAAGCCUGAUUGCUUCUCCGAAGGUCGCCUGCAGGCCCUUCCUCCUGCUUGUGGUGUCUUGCUGGUUAUGCUUAACCGAUUCCACAACCACGUUGUGGAGCAGCUGGCCGAGGACGAUCUCGAGAAGGCUUGGGUCGAGUACGACGAGGACCUGUUCCAGACUGGUCGUCUUAUUACUUGCGGUCUGUAUAUUAACAUUACUCUGUACGAUUACUUGCGUACAAUUGUCAACCUGAACCGCACCAACUCUACUUGGUUUAACUUGGCCUACCGCUGGCACUCUGCCAUCGCCGCUGGCGAUGAGAAGUGGAUCGAUCAGGUCUACUUUGACCUCAUGGGCAAGCCCGCUGACCAGGUUACCAUGCCCGAGCUGCUGAUGGGCAUGAAGAAGGUUGAGAACAUGCUUGAUGCUGACCCUUCCAAGCAGGAUGGCAAGUUCAACGAUGAAGAGCUUGUUGCCAUCCUGAAGUCUGCCACUGAGGAUGUUGCCGGCAGCUUCGGACCUCGCAACGUUCACAAGGCUCUGCGUUCCAUUGAGAUUCUCGGUAUGGAGGCUGCCCGUCGCUGGCAGGUUGGUUCCCUCAACAAGUUCCGUAAGCACUUCGGCCUGAAGACCUACGAUCUUUCGAGGAGAUCAACUCUACCCCGAGAUCGCCAACACUCUCGUCAUCUGUACGAGCACCCUGACUUCGUCGAGCUGUACCCCGGUAUUGUCUCCGAGGAGGCCGAGAAGCCCAUGGUUCCUGGUGUCGGUAUUGCCCCUACCUACACUGUCUCGCGUGCUGUCCUGUCCGAUGCCGUGGCUCUUGUCCGUGGUGACCGGCACUACACCAUUGAUUACAACCCUCGCAACCUGACCAACUGGGGUUACAACAAGACCUCGGCCGUGAGCAGGAUUACUCUUUGGGACACUCCUGCCUUCACUCCUUCUCGUAUCAACUUGACCUCUCACGAGUCUGCCAAGCUCGUUAUGGGCAACCAGGCAGACUUCGAGCCCUCUUUCAGUACCGCUUUGCAGGAGCUUUUCGGCAAGGGCGAGUUCGAUACCAAGCAGCAGCAAGCUCUGAGCCAGGCUCUCAGCAAAGAAGAGUUCCCCAAGCUCAUCAAGCAAUUCUACGAGGAGACCACUCUGCACCUCAUCCAGCAGAACGGUGCCAAGCUUGCCAACAUCAACCAGGUUGAUAUCACCCGCGAUACCGAGGAGAACCCCGCCGGUCUCUUCACCGAGCACGAGAUGUACAUGAUCCUCACCACCAUCUUCGCUGCGCCUCUUCGAUGUAGAUGCCCCCAAGUCGUUCUCUCUGCAGCGUGCCGCCACCGCCGUUGCCGAGCAGCUCGGUGUCUUGUUUCGUCCACCGUCGAGGCCGACAGCGACACCGGCCUGCUGUCCGGUCUCAUGAACAACUUCACCCCCCACGAUAACGCUCUCCGUGAGUUCGGUACCGCCGCCCUCCGCAACCUGCAGGAGUCCGGUCUUACCUCUUCCGAGAUCACCUGGUCGCAGAUCAUCCCUACCCUGCGAGGCCGGCAGGAAGCACUGGGCCAGGAUCACUCGUCUCGCCAAGGAGGAUUCCGCCGCGGACGACGAGCAGCUCUACCGCUACUCCCUGGAGGCCAUCCGUAUCAACGGAACCUUUCAGAUGCCUGCGCCAAGGCCCAGACGCCAUUCACCGUCGAAGACAAUGGCAAGACCGUCAGAUCCUGCCCGGCAACAUGGUCUUCGCUUCCUUCGUCGAGGCCAACCACGAUGCCAGCGCCUUCCCGACCCGAGAAGUCAAGCUCGACCGUCCCCUCGACUCCCUACAUCACCCACGGCCGGGGCCCCAACACCGGCUUCGGUCAGGAGAUCACCAAGAUUGCCCUUGUUGCCAUGCUCCGUGUCGUCGGUCGUCUGGAGAACCUCCGCCGCGCCCGCGGUGGCGGGCCAGCUGAGAAGAUCAAGCAGGAUGGUGGCUACUACGUCUACCUGCGCCAGGAUGGCACUUCUUACUUCCCCUUCCCUAUGACUCCACUGGGACGGCGACUUCAGUUCGAGCAGAAGAAGAACUAA
This is a messenger RNA of Penicillium verhagenii, 2856 nucleotides long. RefSeq lists its product as uncharacterized. NCBI's taxonomy places the organism in Eukaryota, Fungi, Ascomycota, Eurotiomycetes, Eurotiales, Aspergillaceae. The transcript has 12 exons. The record is from RefSeq and is a predicted model, not a curated record. Gene Ontology annotation, biological process: response to oxidative stress. Gene Ontology annotation, molecular function: peroxidase activity; heme binding. Bases 1 to 2856 code for a protein of 951 amino acids.